UAGAGCUCAGAGCACCUCAGCGGCUAAAGCCCGCUAAAUAUCCGAAUGGGUACCCGGGAAGUUCCACUAAAGAAGCUCUAAAGGCACCUCCCGGCUCCCUAAACGGACCCUGAAGUCCCUGAAGUCCCUGCCGACACGCUGUCUACAGCGGAUGUUACAGGGGUGAUAGCGACCCAAUCUAUCGGAUAUGGCCCUAUUCCAAUUUCAUCCCGUCGCAACUAUUACUAAUUAUCACCAUCUCUGCUUAAUCGUCUCUGGCGACAUGCCUCACAGCAGGCUUCUUUCAACACCAAACACACCAAAAUGACGACCUCACCACGAUCUUCCCAACCAUUACAUCUCAAACCACCCAUCCCACCUCCACCCUCCCAACCACCACUCCUCCUAACAAUCCGCUUCAGCGCCUCAAUCCCCGACCUCGAACUCGACAUCCCACGCCCCUCCUCCACAACCGUCAUAUCUCUCAAACACCUAAUCCGCGCGCGCCUCUCCGAGCCCAACUCCCAACGACGGUUACGCUUCAUCCACGGCGGUAAAAUCCUCCCCGACAGCGCAGUCCUAAGCUCCGUUCUCCGCGCACCCCCUCCACCACCACCGUCCUCCCCCUUAACCCCAAGCUACGGGCACUCGUACAACGACAGCAAAGGCAACGAUGGAAAAGGAAAAGGCAAAUCCAUACCCGGCCGGCCGGACCCAACACUCCGAAUCUACGUAAACUGUUCCAUAGGCGACAGUCUAACAACCACCGAACUCGAAGCCGAAGCCCUCGCCGCAUCCGCCGCUCCACCUCCUCUUUCUCCUUCACCUACAACGACUGCGUAUCCGCCGUUACCGGGAACACCGCAGGUAGCUAGUACUACCACGGCGCCACGCGGUUUCGAUCGCUUGUUAUCCACAGGUUUCACCACGGCCGAAGUAAACCAACUACGCCUCCAAUUCCGCAGCGUGCAUGCUUCGCGCUAUACACCUGAUACCCUGCCCUCGCCUGACUCAUUCCGGCGGAUGGAGGAUGCGUGGAUCGACGAUAAUGGCGCCGCUGCUGCUCCCACAACCGCUACCACGACCGCUACAUUCGGCGGGGGAACGGAUAGCGAUGAAGUCGGGCUCGUAGCUCUAGUCGACGUAAUGAUCCGAGGAGUUCUGACUGGAUUCGUGUGGCCGUUAGGUAGUGCCGGGUGGCUUGUACGCGAGGAGGGUAUGGCGAGUGGACGGUGGCGGUUUAUGGUUGGUGUGGGUGUCGUGUUUAGUUUGUUGAUUGGGAUUAUACGGAGUAUUUCUGGAGAGAAGUGAACCGAAU
This is a messenger RNA of Hypoxylon trugodes, 1297 nucleotides long. Its product is annotated as DUF2407 C-terminal domain-containing protein. Gene Ontology annotation, molecular function: protein binding. The record is from RefSeq and is a predicted model, not a curated record. Gene Ontology annotation, biological process: protein processing. Gene Ontology annotation, cellular component: Dsc E3 ubiquitin ligase complex; endoplasmic reticulum. Lineage: Eukaryota; Fungi; Ascomycota; Sordariomycetes; Xylariales; Hypoxylaceae. The transcript has a single exon. The coding region runs from base 304 to 1290 and encodes 328 amino acids.